GUGCGAUGUCAGUCAUGCGUGAAGUACCUCUAUUGAUUGACGCGUUUAGCGGGAAUCCAGUGAGCUGCGAUCGGAAGUGGAUAUGGCGGCGAGUUGAGUUGGUUUAACAUUGUGAAGAGCCUUUUGGGGCUUUUAACAACAAAUACCCCUGGAGAAGAUGGCUAAAUGGGAUUCUAAAAACCUGGAAAUUAAGAGCAAAUCUGUGGAACUAACUCUUGUACCUUUGGUUACUCAAGUAAGGGUGGCUGUCGCAUUUUGACCUUUGAUGAACAAGAGGACAUUAUAAAACUUUUCAGCAGAGAUCUAUUCUUUAGCGAAGGAGAAUCUUCACUUUAGCUUAUUUUUGUUUCAUCAUGGAAUUUAUAUUUUAAGAUAACUUUUGCACGUCUCAGUGUGUUUUUCGGCCAUUUUCGAGCGGUCUUUAACAUGGUGCUUUAUUAUUUUUCGCGUCGUAGAUUACAACCUUAGUUAACCACAAAGACCACGGACGCAGAACAGACCGAGCGAGGAAAGCAAUUCACGAAAUUGGAAAAGUUGUAGCAAUUGCCGUGGAGCGAUUUGUAAAUGUUGGGGAGCAAAUCGCUGAAGAAAACGAAGAUGUGGCGAAUGAAAUGCGGGAAGCAUGUGAAGAAGCUAAAAAAUCAGGACAAUCUAUUUUAAAUCUCACUUCAUCAGCCGGAGCGGAAUCUACGAGCGGCGAUGAUGGCGUGAACUUAGCUGAUAAGAAUGGGAUGGUUCGUGCGGCACGUUCCCUGCUUUCCGCCGUUACCCGAGUUUUGAUCAUUGCAGACUCUGUUGUUGUGAAAAGACUGCUCAAGGCGGUCAAAAAGGUAAAGAGCUUACAAAAAUCCCGCGACGUUAGCUUAAAUUUCAUGAAUUUUGUCUCGCUGAUGGACAUUCGCAAGGUCGCUAAGAUUGUUAAUUGAAGAUCAUUUGUUCGUUACAAUUGCUGUUGGCUGGUUCGACCUAUUUAUGCAAUGAAUAAAAAAUCUUAGUGCUAAAAAAGUUUAUUUUUUCAAUAACGUAUAAAGUUGGAUGUAUUUUCAAGCCAAUUGACGUCAGACAUUUGUUUAUUUCUUAAUUCAAGCACCCGCAACAAAGAGUAAACGGGAGUUCUUUACUAUAUUUCCUCUAAACAAUUCUCCUGCUUGAGUAGCAGUAACUUUCCCUUCUCUUUGAAAAUAUUGCAAAUUAGUUUGGUCCCUUGUUAUUUAAUUGAGUUUUAAGGAAAAUAGACUGCUAUAAAUUCUGCUGUCUUUUACGUGUUAUUUGCAAAUAUUUUAUGCAUGUAAAUCGAGAAUCGCAGCAAUAUUGGUAUGCUUGAAAAUAAUAUUAGCGGAACGUUUAGGGCGGUUUUUAAGAGCAUCCGGAGAUCUGUUGAGGAAGUAUCUAUCAAAAUUCUUCCCGCAGAUUUCAUUCUCAAGCAUGAUCUGGUGUUUAAUAAAUGUUAUUUAAAGCGUUUUAGCUGAAAAACAACUCACUCUAUGCUCUUUUGCAAAUUUUUGCCUAACUUUUUUGAAAAUAUUGAAUAAUUGGAUUAACAUUAUUGCAUCUCUAAACAAAUUAUGCCCACCUAAACCGACAUAUGGUUUUCUUUGUAAAUUCCCUAGAAAAACUGUUUGCAAACAAGUGAAGAAUACCUUUUCAAAACCCAAAAGGUUGUUUACCCAACUUUAUUCUAGUUUAGAAUUUAAGUUUGGAAGAUUUCUGCUAAUUGGUAAUUCUUUCUAAGCACCAAGAUAUUUUGAUACAUUUUUUCAUGGUGGUAGAUAUACAGAGGUCACAAUUUUCUAGUGUUUUGAUAAGGGGAUGAUUUGAGCAUUUUCGAGUGACUUUUCAAUUACCUGUUUUUAAGGCAUUUAAUUUGAACACUCUUGUGUUAAACAAAUAGGAGUUGUUUGUAAUUUUAAUCCACCUCAACCAUUACAAUGCUUGCCAGUUUGCUGUGUUAAUCUCUUUAAUUAAAUCAUGUGACCAAUUGGCAUUAAAUCUGAAUAACUCAAGAUGCAAGAUGUUGUGUUUUUAAACUUAAGUGCAUGAUUUAAGUUCUUAUAGUUAAACCCAUAAAACAAACUCCAACUAAAAAACUUGAAGGUUUUUAUGGUUUUCAUCAGAUCCCAUUCAAUUAAGAAGUACUUUUUACAAAUCUCUCAAGUACUUUUAUUGUUUUUAGGUUUGAUAUUCUUUGGACUUAAAAGUCAAGUUAAAAGCAUUUGUGAGUCCUAACAGUUUUCAGCUUCAAGUUUACUAUUUCACUUUCAAAGUGACAAUUUUGAAAACAUAAAUAGAGUGUUGCUAUUCAUUAUCUAUCAUCAAAAUGUGCUGCAAAAUAUACGCCAAUGAGUUCCUGAAAACUCCUUUCGCCUUUUCUUUCUGUCUCUAUGGGACUUUGAUUAAAACAGAGUUUCAAUGAUGUGUCAGUCUUAACACAAAAACUAAAUGUUGUUGUCUUUAUUACUUAACUAUUCCACAGGUGGAUGAUAGGCUGAAGGAACUAGAAAAUGUGAAUACAUUUACUGAUUUUGUGCAGGCAUUUAGCCAGUUUGGUUCUGAUAUGGUGGAGUUGGCUCAUUUAUCAGGGGACAGGCAAAAUGUAGGUAUACCAUAUUUAUUUAAUUAAAUGCCUUGGAAUUAAGUGCCCUGGGCACUUAUUAAUUUUUUGGACCUUAUUUUGAAGUAGGCGGUUAUUCAAAGCUGGGCACUUAUUAUCACACUGAAUCAGGCUAAUAAUGCAUAGUAAGCAGCUUUGGAACUCGCUCCCAAGGCACAAGUUCUUAAGCGCCAAGGCAUCUAGGGACAUUUGAAAUUUGGAGUUUCGGAAAUGACAUUUGCAGGGGUUUUUCAAGAAGUAUUUUCCACCACAGACUCCAUGUUGUUUCGUCAGAACACAGGUAAGACUGGGAACAAUGUCAUUGAAAUGUCCCAGGCAUUCCACGACAUUGCACAGUUCGAACAUUUCACGGAUCUAAACCUGUUUAAACAUGCUUUUAAUGUCAUUCAAAACUGAGAAAGGGAUGCUUUACAAUUUUAUUCAAUGGUGCUUAUUUUUUGUUAGAAGUUAUGGUAGGAGGAGAUUAAAGUAGCCUGCUAAGGAUGGCUAACUAGCCAGUGGUUUUGGCUGGUUACCGGCACUUAUUGACAGCCCUGAUUGAAUGUUGUUGGCUGCAUUAAACCCCUCUCUUAUGUGAACAAGUUUGGAGGCCCAUUUGCAAACAGUAUUAAACUGAUAAAAGCUGUAAUGUUGAUACCAUGAAAAGUUAUUUUCUUUUAUUUUUGCAGGAUUUGAAAGAUGACACCUUAAAAGCUGAGAUGGGUGCUGCAAGAUCAGUAUUGGAGAAGUCUACAAUGAUGUUACUAACAACGUCGAAGGUAUUCAGUUAUAAUUUAAAAAUUGCCCUGAGACAUUGAGUUGGGUACAGCUAUAGGUUGAAAAAAACUCCUCAAACAGAUCAGACAUAGCAAAGUAUAGCAGUUUAAUUUCAAGUAGACGGUAUGUUAAACUUUAUUUUGCACAAAAUGUAGUGAGUAAUUUUUUGUGAAACUGAUUGCAACAAAUUUGAUUCAAAUGAGCUUUAUUUGAUUCUAAUGUGGUUUGAUUGAUUGAUUUAUUUAAUGUCUUUUUUAGACCUGUUUGAGGCAUCCAGACUCAAGAUCUGCAAAGGGAAACAGGGAAGGUGUUUUUAAAAAAAUGAGAGAAGCUAUGGCAACAAUAACAUCUGUCGUUCAAGAUGAACCGAAAGAAGAGUCAGAAAAUGGAGGGUUAGCAAUGGAUCUUGGAAAUUUUGAGGCAAGCUAAUUGCUAAAACAAGCAAUUUUGCCACAGUUAGAUGUAAAUUUAACAUAGUUUAUGACUUCAAGGAACAGAACAGGGCUGUCAAAAAUUUUCUAAGUAGCAGGCUGAUAAGGAAUAGUAGGCAGCUUAAGGACCGAGACAUCUAGGGAUAUUUGAAAUCUAGAGUCUUGGAAAUAGCAUUUCAAGAGGCUUUCAAGAGGUAUUUUCCUCCGUGAACGCCAUGUUGUUUGGUCAGAAUACACACAAGACUGGGAAUAAUGCCAUCAAAAUGUCUCAGGCAUUCCACAACAUCGCAUGGUUCGAACGUUUCACAGAUCUAAACCUGUUUAAAUAUGUGUUCAAUGUCAUUCAAAACUGAGAAACGGAUGCUUUACAGUUUUAUUCGAUGGAGCCUAUUUUUUGUUAGCAGUUAUGGUAGAAGGAGAUGGAAGUUGCUGGCUAAGGAUGGCUAACUAGCUGGCAGUUUUGGCCACUUACCAGCCCUUAUUAGACCUGACAGAAGUGGCAUAAGAUAAUAAUUCCCCAUUUGAAUCACAAUGAUAAUAAAAUUAACAUUGUAAUGACGCUUCUAACAGUGCUUGUCAAUAAAGAAAAUAAUCUAUUUUACAAUCAAGACAUCUAAUCUUUGGUGAUAUAUGUUCACUGUAUGUUAUUAAUUUUAAUGUUCCAUUCUUAAACAGAGCAUUAUGGAAGCAUACAAACAAAGUUCUCCAGGUGACAGUGAAUGUAAGAUUAGAUUCCAAAAAGCCUUCACAAAGAUCCUGGAUGAUGUACAGUCUGUUAUAAAUUCUCCUCACACAAGAAAAGAAAAAAGAGAAAAGAUACUGGCUCUCUGUGAGAAUGCACAGGAUAUAAUGAAAGACAUUUUAGAGAAGCACAAAGACAACAAGAAGGUAACAGACAUAUUAGUGUUGGGAAUUAGCUUAGAUUGCAUGAUUUAUUUCAGAAAAAAAUGAAAUAAUCAUUGAUUAUUAUUAAAAAAAUUCUUUAAUAGAAUUUCAUUCUUUUAUCAUUAUUUGUCUUGGAACCUGGGACAGCUGGAUUGUGAGUAUGAUGUGCUAUUCGUUCAAUAUCAAAAUGCCUCUAAAUUGUUAUUUAAUCUUAGAUGGCACUGCUCUUCCCAUCGCUUAUAAAAGAGGUAAUAAACAGGGCAAUUAUUCUUUUGAAUAUUGCUAAAGAACAGUAAUAAAAUGCAACAUAACAUAAUACAUAAUUUAUACCUAUUUCUUCCCCUAUGAUUCUUAGAGUGUGCUUGUCAAUGGUUUGGCCACUAUGCUGCAAAAUAAUAUUAUGUAGAGAUGUAAUGUAUAAUUUUUUUUAUUGUAGAACGAAGACACAACCAGCAUUGACACAUUGGAUAUAGCUUUGCAGAGGAUAUCUAAAACAUCAAAAGAUCUCAAACAUGAGGUAACUGCUAAUAUUAUUGUUCACCUCUCUUUAAAGUGUUAAACCCACGAGUGGCUGAACUAAAUUUACAUUUCAUAAUGACUGUAUUUACCCAAAUGAUAUUGUGAAUGAAUUAUAACUUUCAGCAUUCUUUAAUUUUCUUUACAGGUUCAUCAAGUAGCAACAGACCAAGUGUUCGAGACUUUUUCGCAUUUAGGCCACAAAAAGUCAUUACCUGCUUUGAGAAAUGCAGCAGCAUCUGGAGGUACAAGUCAACUGGAAAACCUAGCUAAUGUAUUCACACAGGAUGCAAAACGAUUACAGGAGGUGGGUGCAAACAAAAGUCAUGACAGUCGCUUGCAAAAUAUAAUCAAUUUACUGUACUGAAAUGGUACAGUCUUUACGAACUCUUGCAGAGAAUGAGCAUGUUGAUAAGAUUUUUAUCCACAGAGUCUGAGUUUCGAAUCACGUCGCUCAGAGAAAUACACAGUACAUGUAUCCAUGUACCACAGUACAGGAAAGUACUGUUUGGUAACACCAAAGGAUGUCCUCCACAAACUCCAGAGUUAGAAGCCCUCCGGCUUGUACAGCAGAAUUAACAGUUCCACAAGAAAGUACUGUUCAGCAGCUACCAGUUGAAUGGUGGCACCAAAGGAUAACAUCCAGACUUAAAAGUCAGAAUCACCUUUAUAAUGUACAAUUCACAGGAAAGUACUGUUGCGAUUGAGAGUAAGAUAUUUUUUUCCUUUUAUUUAUCAGGUUUCUAAAGUAACCAGAAACAUGGCAACCAAUAAGCCAAUUGCAAUCACUGCAAAAAAAGUUGAAGAAAACAUUGAUACACUCUGUCCACAGGUUAGUGAUUAUUUGAGUCAGUAGAUCACACUAUUCAUACAUUUGCAUGUAUUAAGUAUAUUGGCAAGGCAGUGGUGAUGAUUAGGAAAUUAGGAAGAUGGCAAAAACGGAUGAUGAUGAUGGUUAUUAGGGUUACCAAUAUCUGUUGCAACUAGCUUUAGAGAUCAUGGCAAAAUAAGUGGAAGUAUGACUUCAGGUAGAUAUCCAUUGACAGCCUGUGACCACCUUGUUAACCCCGAAUCAGAGUGAUGAAAGGUGAACGAUGGUAAUGACCAUGAUGUAAAUGAUGAGGGUAAUCGUGAUGGUGUCAAUGAUGAUGGUGAUAAUGAUAAUGAUGAUGAUAAUAGUGAUGAUGAUGAUGUACUGUUGAGGAUGGUGCUGAUCGUAUUUGUGGUAGUGUGGUAGUUAUGAUAUAAGAAAACUUGUAUAAACAUUAUAAUUCAAUCAUAUAUCCAAUUUCUCCUUGAAGGUUAUUCAUGCUGCUAGAACACUUGCAGCCCACCCUGUUAGUAAAAUAGCACAAGAAAACAUGGAAGUUUUCGUCAAUGUUUGGGAAGCGCAGGUGGAAGAGCUGGGUAAAGUGCUUCGACUCAUUACAGCUGGAGGAGAUCCCAGUAAAAGUUAGUGUCAAGCAGACAUACAUUCAUUUAACCCCUUUAUUUUGUCUGUUAUUCUUUUUACAUUUUGAAAAUCUAAUAUCCAAACCAAUCAUUUUUUAUUAGAUGUACAUGUGUAAUAAUCCAAAUAUACAGCUCAUGAGAAAAACACAUAGAAAAGUUUAAAUGUUUCUGUUUAGAGGUGAAAGAAUUAACUUUCUACUUAUUUAAGAAAGGGCUCUACCGAGGGUGAUCACCAUAAUUAUUUGAAGUAGUAUGGAAAAAGGGGAGAGAAGUUGAGGAUUUGAAUAUUAUUAUUUUCGACAACAAAAUAUUGUAUUAGACAAAAGAAGCCGAGGCUCCAUAAAUUGUUACUACUCAAGCAAAAUCCCCUUACCCUGGGUUCAUAACUACACUGCCAGUUAAGUCUUUUUCCUUUGGGUGGUUUGGCCUCAACAAUUUCUGGAUGAAGUAUGGUACAUAUAUAGAUGAUGAUGAUGAUGAUGAUUAUGAUGAUACUUUUAUUUAAGUGUCAAACUGUUAUAGCUUUAAUAUAAAGACAGUAUACCAACCUAAAAACAUGAUUAAAUGAAAUGAAUGAAUCUAAAAUCAAGCAAAAAAGUGAUACAUUUAAGAGUAAAAUUUGAUUUUAGCAUGCGUUUAACAUUCAAACUUUUCAGAAGUAGUUUAUUAUUUACAUAUUAAAAAAUUAGCAUUGUAUACGUUACUAAUAAUUUGUUCUUUGGACUAUUAGGAUGGUCUUUUCGAAUGGAAACCUCCGUUUAAAGCCUGGACUCUUUAAUUAAUGAACAACAUAAAUUGCAUAUUGAUUAUUAAAUUACUAGAGGUUACAGUACUAUGUCAUAAUGUAUUAUAAAAACAAUAAAUAAAUUUGCAUAAGCACAUUGUUUAAUAACAGUGGCAAAAUGUUCAAACAGUAAAUCUACUGAUGGAGUAAAAAUGAGCUCUUUGUGAUUUUAACCUUAGAAUAAUAAUUAUAAACAAUAACAGUAAACCUAUGAAAUGAUAACAAUAUAGGAAUUUGUGGUUGCUGCUAAAAUUCUUUCAAUGUGUGCUGCUGUCAUCGGGGCCUGCAGCAUUAUUAGUAUGUACGUCAUGAGUAUAAAAAGAGAAAUCUUUUAAAAGAUCACAAUAGUAUUUGUGGAGUAACAUUUAGCAUUUAUUUUGUAGAAAGAAAGUUUUAAUGGAAAAUUGACGUAGUCAAAUGCCAUAAAAUACACUACUUAGGUUGUCCUUAAAUUUCUACUGUUUACUUUAUAUCACUGUAAAUAAUAGCAAUACUUUUCUGCUAAUUACAUUGUUUGAGCUUUCUAAGAAAUAUUUCUGUCAUUUUCUAUAUACAAGUGAUUCUUUUGAAGCACAUACUUUCAUACAUGACAAUUUUUAUAGUAACUGCUAGGUAUUUUUUGUGCAAAUUCUUAAAUAAAAAGUCAUUAAAAGUAAACUAAAAAUACCUACGUAUUGUAGUAUCAUCUCUAUUUCUUGAACCUUUGUUUCUCAAGACCUCUGUUGAUUCCAUCUACAACUAACUCCAAUCAAAGACCAUAACCUCUAUUUUAACCUUGAUGUUUUGUGAAAUUGGUUAAUGUUUUUUGAAAACUAAAAAAACAACAAACAAACAGAAAACAUUGUUCAUAAAAGCCAAUAAAGCUACUGAAAGCUAGGUUCUGAAUUGCUAUCUGAUCAGUGGGCAUGACAUUCUUUCCAUUGGUGUUCUAAAUAAAUUAAUAAAUGUUAGUAUCAUUUACAAUGUACAAUUCUUAACUAGUAUUUAAGCAUUUGCCAGUUUACUCUAUUAAUAGUUGUUAAAAAAGAGAAUAAAAAUUAACGUGUUUCUGUACACUUCUUGAAGUUGUGGUCUCGCGAUAUUAUAAGAUCUAUAAUAAUGAUAAUGGUUAUAAUGGUGUUAACCACAGCAAUUAAAUUGAUAGUAUUUGAAAGGGGAACUUUGAAGAGCAUUCAGUGAAACAGAGGAACUGAAAAAGUUUAUUGCAGUGUCCUGCAGACUGUCAGUGCAAUACCAUAAUAAACAAUACCCUUACUACAACACAAAAGCUAACUGACAAUGCCAAAAAACUACAAGACCUCACAAAAAAUGGUUUCUGUGACACCAAAAAACACCAUAUGCCUAAAGUACCAGAAAGUCCUACAUCUCUUCUUCAUGGAUCAACACCUGCAAGAGACAAUUUAGUGUCACUGUAAAUCCUUCAGUGGGCGCCCUCCUCUAGGCACACAUUAUUUUGGCACUUUGGAUGAUGUGAAAGAUCAAUAAAGAGAGAAAGAGAGAGAAUAAGUCAGUAUUUUCCCCAAAGUUUUUAACCAAAAAGUUUUUGCCUCAUGGUUAUAUGGCCAUGUAGGUGCUGCAUGCGCCGUAGAGGAAGGGCGCUUACUAGAGGUGGGUGCUUCACAAGGAGUUAUGGUGAGUCUUGUUUACCUUUAUUUUUCAUAUGCAGUGCAAUUUUAAGCCGAAGUAUUUUACACUGUCAAAAGAGGCAUGCAAGGAAAUAUUUCCUCCUUGCUUUGUUUAUUGCUUUUCCUGCAACAUUUGUGUUCAGGUGUUUGAAAUCUUUACCUUUCCCAAGCAAGUAUGUCCUUAGUGCCUUUUAAGGGUACAACUGUCCUAAAAAAAUUAUACAAAUAAAUUAUUAUUGUUAAAAAUAUCAUUCAUUUUCCAUGUAAAGUUUGAUUCCUACUGAGUAAUGUAAUGUUUUCUAAUCUCUAAGUUUUUUGUCUCACAUCACCCUUAACAAUCUAGUUAACAUUUGUCUUCUUAAAUGAGUGUAUAACCUUGAGUUAAAGUAGUGUAGCAUAACCUUUUAAUACUACUGACUUAGCAAAACCUAACAAUCUAACAGCACACUGAUUUAAAGAAACUGAAACAAUCUUGAAGUGACAAAGAAGGAAAAUAACACCUUAAUUACUUACUGGUAGAUUUAAUAAAGGCUUAUGGCCUAAUAUACAGUGUUCUAGACUGCAAUUCUGAGUGCAAAUCUUCUGCAGUUCAUUGGUUUUAUGUUCUGGUCAUGCUAAGAAUCAUGAUUUUGUAGAAUAAGAAGUUUGCAUGGUUGUCCUACCCCACUAAGAAUACUAGGGUGAUUCUGAAAUGAAAUAAUGCCUUUGUCACAGGAAAGGAGCAAUAUUCUAAAUGGCAGUUGCUCUACAAUAAUGUAUCUCACAAGAAAAUAAGAAAACCCUUUAGUUCACGAGAGGGCAGAAAACUAAAAAUUCAAGAAAAGCUGAACUACCGUAUUUAUUCGAUUAACCGCCCUGGGCGUUUAUUAAAUUUUUGGACCUUGAGAGUGGGCGCUUAUUCAAGGUGGGCGCUUAUUCCAGGCUGGGCACUUAUUAAAUUUUCACCAUUUUCAGCAAGUGAAGUAUGUUUAUUUUGCAGCAAAACAAUCAAUGGUAAUAACAAAACGCAAAGAAGUAACAAAGCAAGGGUUCUGUAAAAUACGCUGAAGAAAACUCCGUACUCGGGGAAGUCUCUUUUUAGAAUUUAUUCACUCAAGUGGGUGUGGUGGGGGUGAGCGCUUAUUUGAGUUUGAUUGGGAGGAGGAGGGGUGGGCACUUAUUCAAGGCUGGGCGCUUAUUCGAGGUGGAAGCUAAUUUGAGGUUGGGCGCUUAUUCGAAUAAAUACGGUAUUGAAGAAUGAAAAAAUUGAUACAAAGUGACAUUUUUGUUAAAGAGGUUUCAUGAGUCACAAAUAUUGUGGGAUUUCAUUUAUAGAGUCAAAAGUUAGAACUACCAAAUUUGAUACAGCAUUACACAUUUCCACCGACUAUCGGAGUAGAAGGUCGUCAUCAGUAGUAGAAAUUUGGUUGCAGUAAAAUUUCCUAAUAUCCUUGAUCUAGAAACACAUUUUAGUGACACUUAAUCUUGCAUUAUUUUUAAUUUUCAGGGAGCCCCAGUUCACGACAUAAGAGAAGUGCCUAUAAUGCAGUGUAUGCCACUCUUUGACAGAUGGAGUCAUGUUUGGCUUCGCAAUAAUGUUAUCCUCUAGGCUUAAACUCUUGUAAUUCGGUAUUCACUAGAAAUCAGUGUAUUAUGAAAAGGAAAUACUGUACCGAUCAUAUGUAGUCUCUCGCAUAUUUUUGAUUUGUUUUUCUUUAUUUGCCACUGAACCAUGGAUGGUGAAUCUAUAAAUUUACAGGCGCCACCAAUGACUCUUGGGCCAGGCCUAUUAUUAGGGCCUUGUAUAAAGCUAAGUUAAAGAGUCAUAUCAGAAAUUCUGAGAUUAUGUUUGUUUCUGGAAAUUUGAUGUGAAAGGCAUUAAUUUAACUGGUUGAAAGCAAAAUAUUGUACACUUCACGUGAACUAAAGACAGACAGCACGGAGGAGAGGAUUGUUGUAGACAUCAGUAAAAUUGAUCAUAAUUCACAAGGCAACCUAUGUGAGCCUUUUCCUUUUUGCUGAAAGUUUUAACAUCUGUUAUUAUAAUUAUGUAGUAUAUUAUUACUGUUGCAGCUGAAAAUGAAUUUUAUUGUGAGUCUAGUUUUAAAUUUGAGGGUUUUAUUACAGUGGGACAUAUAAAUAUUUUUCUCUAUUGGUAUAGCACUGUAACCGGUCACAGUUGGCAUAGCAAAUUAGCUUUUGAAACCAUUCCAAUGGCUGUUUUGUCAAUCAUAUUAAAUGUAAGUUUGCAUAAUAAUAUUAAUAUUGUUUUAAUCACAUGAUUAAAGAUUAAAGAAUGCUUGCCUAAUUAUUGCUUUAAUAAGAAAUUUACAUUAGUAUGCUGAGCAAAAUGAUUUAAAGUUUUAUAGUUGGUUAAGCUACAACUCUUAAUUUUAAUAAAGAACAGUUUUGUACAUGAGUAUUCUUGUUCUCUUUCUACCUUAAGGGUUAUGAUAUAUGUCUUUGCCAAUUUCCAAAUUUUGUGGGGAUGGGACCCGAUGGUGUUAUUAUGUUAUGCUCACAAUCUGCAAUGUAAUCCUUACGUAAUCCUGGCUGGGUAACACUCCUGUAGAUAAAUCAUAUAUUAUUUUGUCUUCAAGCUGCAUAUAAAGGUUGAAGAAACUGCAUCAACAGUGUAAAGUGCCCUUUUUUCUGUAAGAUUGCUAUGAUCAAGUUCUGACCAGAAAAAGAGUAGACUUGCAUCCCUUGGUCUUGGUCAUGGCAGUUUUUAGCUUAUGAAACAAUAAAUUGUGAGCUUUAAAAAUACUACCCUGUUUGUAAAGAAUCUCAUUACUUUCUUACUGGAAAGUUGUGUUCACCUCAGGCAAUGGAACAGAAGAAGAAUCAGUGAAGAAGACAAGUGAAUCCCGUGUGGAGCAAAUCUUGGUGAGUUUAAAUAUUCAAAGUUUAAAAUUAUAUAAGAUGUAUAUUUUUCUGCAAUUGGUGCAAUUAAUUAUAUAACCAUGGCAACAGUAACCUUUCACAUGUGAAGAUAACAUGUUAUUUUCACAUUUGAAGUUGUCAUGUGUUUGCACAAAAGCUCAUGCCCACCCAGUAUUUCAUUGGUGUUUAUAUAAUAAAUAAUAAUAUUGAUGGAGUUUACAAUUUUUAUUAUUUCAUCCACGUGGUGAUUUCACAGCAAAGAUCCUCCAGCAGACGCAACAGUUGUGAUUCUACGGAAGACAAUGAGGAGCCUGAGAAAGCAGUGGUAGAUUCUAAGGUAUUUUUUUAAUUAUGUUACUUCAACUUGAUAACAUCCUCUUUCAAGGAUAAUGAAAAUAAUAUUGAACUGACAACUUAAGGCAUACUUACCGGUCAUGUUAAACUUACAAAACCAAUCAUAAUGUCCUAAGCUGUAACUGGUAAAGAAUUUGUUUGAUUUUAUCCAAACACAGGAACAAGAAAAGCUUGGAAAGCUGAUAACGAAUGUGAAUCUGAUGACAUCACAGCUGGAGCUGCAUUACCUUGAAGACACAGAUAAUGAGAUUGUGUUUAGAGCCAGAGAAAUGUCAGAGAUGGUCAAUGAAAUGUAUCUUUUUACAAGGUUGGUCCUUAGUGACACUUACUGUAUUACGCUGUUCAAUAAUAUCAAUUUUACAGUAUUUUUUGUACAAAUGUAUGUCUUUGAUACCAAAUUGUUGACAUCUUUUUCUUUCACAGUGAACUGAUGCAUGCACUAUAUGCUACUUAGUUUUCACGCAGUUGUCUUAAACAAAUUUAAUAUUAUAAGGCAAGAUUUAGAGUGUAAAAAUAAAACUGUAUGCCAAAAAUGAGGAGAAAAAGCUGAUAUUUUUUGAGGAACUUUUUUAAAGAAAAUUUGAAAAUUUGGGAAUGCUAAACUGGCACCAAUUUCAAGUGAAACUGAAUAAAAUUACACUUAAAACUGUUAUACACUGGUAAGAAACAAUACAAUAGAAACUAUACUUUAGUCCUCUGAACAUAGGUAAAAGAAAAGGAAUAUUAAACAUACAGAACUAAUCUGGACUAGUAGAAAAACACAUUAAAUUAAUUGUUGUAUUUUUUGGCUUAUUCUCUACUGUAAAAUUCAAUAGGGGAGAGGGUCUGCUUCAGAGCACAGAGGAAUUGUUUGAAGCCUCUCAGGUAAAUAGCAGUUAAAGCAAAACUGUUGGUACUUUGUUUGUUGGUACUUUACUUUGUAUCUACAGUGGAACCCCACCGUACGACCACCCUGUUGAUACAACCACUUUGUUAUUAUGACUUUAUUCUUUCGACCCAAACAGAAAAAUCACUGAGUCAUUUUAUCACGUUGAAGACGCUGUUAAUACAACCACUUCAUUAUUACGACCAAGAUUUUAUGGCCUAACAGUGGUCACAUUAACGGGGUUCUAUUGUACUAAUUCCUGAAAAUACUUUAAAUUUAAGGCCUUAAACAUAGCAAGGAGGCUUCCUUGAAUUUGUUUGUGCAAAAUAAAUUAUAUUAAGUUUUGCAAAACCUUUCUAAACACGAUAUAUAUGCUAAGUUGCUCCUAUUUGAAAUCUUUUUGAAAACCCUCUACCCACAGUCAAGAAUACAAGCCAUACUCUAUCUAUGCUAAAACAACAGGUGACUAAAAUAAAUUUUAUUUUAGUGGCCUGUUGUUUUAGCCUUCUAUUUAAUAGAAAUAUACUUAGUAAGUUUUUCUACUCUGAUUUUUAUCAUUUUUAUUAUUUUCCUUGUGUUGCAGAACUUUGCAGAUGCAGGUCGGGCACUUUAUAGAGUAGCAAGAAAAUAUGCCUCAAAGGUAAAAGUUCAGUGACUUCUCCUUCCAAGACUGACCUAAGAAAAAUGUAUAUCAUUCACUAUAUCAUUCAGUAUCAACACAGUAUUAAUAUUGGACUGAGUGGAGUCCAAUUCGGUCUGUAAUCAUAUGAGUGAUUAACAAAAUCAGACUACAACCCUACAGAAUGAUUAGCGAAAAAUAAAGCAGUUGAUGCACCAAUCAAAUUUGAGGAAAUGGUAAUGGUUAUGAUUAAUAGCACCAUGUUACUCCCAUUUUCACUAAGUCAUCCACUGUUUCCUUCAUUUCGAAAACUAAUGGAUGUUCCCUCUCCAUAACUCAUUAGUCACUCAGCAAACUCUGAGAGUGAAAGAUUUACAAACUGUGAAUUAUAAGUUGCUCAUUAUAAAUUUUCUUAUUUUUAAAUUGAGCCAUUUUUGCUAUUUACCCACUGCCUUAAUUUUAUUUCACUCUGUUGAUAGGCAGAAGAAAAUCCCAUGAAAAAAGAACUUUUAAGAUGUCUGGAUAAAAUCCCUGCUUACUGUCAGCAACUCAUGUUUACCAGUAGAUCAUUGGCAGUUGGACAGUCUGCUUGUUGUCGCAAGGUUAGUGCAACAUGUCUUUGGUUUAUUUUUUAUUGUAAUCUCAUGUUAGUUCCAUCACUUUCACUAAUACUCAAAUCUCAUUCUUCCAGAUAUUUUUUCCUUCCUUUUCCUAGAUUUCACGCACAGAAUUUAAGACAGCCUUGACUUUAUGAAAUGAGGCAUUUAGCUAGGGCCAAUUAACAAGAUAACUUUUGUGGGCAUGAGUGAACACAUUGAUUUGUCUUUUUUAGGUAUGGGGAGUGAUGCAUUUGACAAAGAAUAUCAUAAAAAUUGUUGCACGAGUUGUUAACAGCUGCUAUCUGUUAGCAGAAAGGGUAAGAAGAUUCACUAUACCCACCCAAUGUAGGAUCACUGGAAAUCCAAGGUUGGGAGGAGAUCUAGAUGGUGCCUUAGAGGCCAUGAACUUUUAAUGAAAGUAAAAAGCUAAACUGGAUUUUCUAAGGGAGCAGGGGGGGUGGUUGGUGGGUGCUGCAAACAGCAAACUCUUUUGUUGGAAGAGGCAGUAUGACUACUUUCUAUAAAGGCAAAUUAUAUUGAAUUUUCCACCACUGAGAAAACUGUUUUAACCAUAAACCCCUGAAAUUGUGUCCAAAAAAAAAUUGCAUAAUCCUUGAAGUUUCACAUUAACUGCAUUUUUCUUUCUGUCAAAAAUCUUGUGGUGCCUUCUGCUAAACUGAAAUUUUAUUUCAGCUCAGUCUCUUAAUUUUUUUUUCAAUUGUACUUGGACACCAUGAUGUUUAAUUGUCAGCCUGUUUUCCGUGGCUAUGAAAUAUUAUAACAAGUGAGAGUGAAACACAAGUUUGCUUUCCUCUUUAGAAUUCUCCUCUCAAGUUACCACCAGAUCAAAGAUUAUGGAAAAUCGAUGAGAGUAUUUUCUCAGAGGAAUCAUCAAUAGCCACAUUGUCAAGACGUUCCUCUCUACAGAGUCUUGAGUGUAGUGAAUAUGAGCCUCGAACUACCGUUGAGCAUUUUGGAGGAACAGUAUACAAGACAGAGUUGUAAUAUUUUUAGUGCCUGCUUCAGACAGCCUACAAACCAAGUGCUUUGUACCUGGUCUAAACACUCCCAGGGAGUUACCCUGGAUUUCAAGUGACAGGGAUGAUUGAAGGAUUUUGGGGGGUUUGAAAUAUUCAAUUUUGGGAUUUUUUCAGGUAGGAAAUUUUGGCAAGAAUUUUUUUGGGUAGCUUGAUUUAAGUAGGUAUUUUUAAAGGGUAUUCAAAACAAUAUCAAGAUUCAUGAUAGUUCCUGUAUAUCCUGCAUAGUUCGCAUAGUUCCUUUGGAAAUUUUUACAACUCAGAUAUUCAGCAUGGGAUUUUUUUGGGGUAUUGUGUUAAGCUGUAGGGAUUUUUUGGGGUUUUGAAUUUUGCCCCCAUUCGAUCAUCCCUGUCACUUGAAAUCCAGAGUACCCCCUAGGAAAACACCAGGUAGCAUUCUUCUCUGCAAAUCCAGGACAUUUUCAUAUGCAAACAGGGAGAUACUUUUCAAUUAAUGGACCAGGCUUUAUAAGUAUAACUGUAGCUUUGUUGUCUUUGCAUAAAUCAUUAGGUUUGCUCAUGAAAACCAGGUAUUCUAAUUUUAGAAUAC
Porites lobata is the source of this 15946-nucleotide messenger RNA. The record is from the annotation of a GenBank genome assembly. NCBI's taxonomy places the organism in Eukaryota, Metazoa, Cnidaria, Anthozoa, Scleractinia, Poritidae.